AUACAGAGCAGGUCCUGGUGGGGCAGUCACUGCUGUUGUGUUGUGUGUGGAGAUCUCUCAGAGCAGCAGCCCCUGAUCAUGUGACUCCUCCUCCUCCAUGUGACUGAUCACAUGAAGGUGACAUCAUCGCAGGUCCUGUAAGCACACGGCUCCUCUAUAGAUACAGGUUUCUCCAAUCCAGGAUCCUCUGCUGAUAUCUUCUAUAUAAGAGAAUUCUCCUGGAUGACCCAUCAACCAUGGAGAGAGACAGGAACAAGAUGGCCGACAGGAUCAUAAACCUCACCCUACAGAUACUCUUCCGGCUUACUGGAGAGGAUUACACAGUAGUGAAGAAGUCCUCUAGUGGGCGCUGUCGGGCCCCUGGGUGUGAAGGAUGGGCAAGAAACCUGAGCCCAAUCCCAGGACCCCCACCUCACUCCCUGAUACAUGAGGAAAUGGAUGAACAGAAGAUCCUAGAACUCAUCAAUAAGAUGAUGGAGCUGCUGACUGGAGAGGUUCCUAUAAGGUGUCAGGAGGGGGCGGUCUAUUUCUCCAUGGAGAAGUGGGAGUAUGUAGAAGGACACAAGGAUCAGUACAAGGAUCAGGUCAUGAUGGAGGAUCAGCAGCCCCUCACAUCACCAGUCAGAUCCAGUAAGAGAACAGCACCAGAGAGGUGUCCCCGUCCUCUUCUUCCACAGGAUGAUCAGGGUGAAGAUCCAAACAAUAUUAAUGCUCCAGAGACAUAUGUGAGCAGUGAUGAGCAGUAUAAGGAGGACAUUCCUACAGGGAGAGAUCUGAUCUAUAUUAAUGCUACAGACAUAAAGGAAGAAGAAGAGACAGAUGUGUGCUGUGAUGAGCAGUAUAAGGAGGACAUUCCGACAGGAAAAGAUCUGAACAAUAUUAAUGCUACAGAUAGGGAGGAAGAAGAAGAGACAGAUGUGAGUGGUGAUGAGCAGUAUAAGGAGGACAUUCCGACAGUAAAAGAUUUGAACAAUAUUAAUGCUACAGAUAGGGAGGAAGAAGAAGAGACAGAUGUGAUUGGUGAUGAGCAGUAUAAGGAGGACAUUCCUACAGAGAGAGAACUGAUCUAUAUUAAUGCUAAAGACAUAAAGGAAGAAGAGACGGAUGUGAGUGGUGAUGAACAGUAUAAGGAGGACAUUCCGACAGGAAAAGAUCUGCACAAUAUUAAUGCUACAGAUAGGGAGGAAGAAGAAGAGACAGAUGUGAGCUGUGAUGAACAGUAUAAGGAGGACAUUCCUACAGGUAACCACCCAGAUUCUUGUACCAGGAGAUCAGAGGAGAAUCUUAUAUCUUCAGAUUAUAAAGCAGAUGAUGAUAUCACACAAGAUACAUAUGAAGAACAUUCCAUUAUCCCAGAUACACCCUCAGCCCUUCACAGCCAACAUCUGUCAUCUCAUCCUUAUAUACAGGUCCUGUCUUCUCAUUCAUCACAGAAAAGUCACAGAAGGAAUGUUGGACAUCAACAAGCUCACACAGGAAAGAAACACUAUUCAUGCUCAGAAUGUGGGAAAUGUUUUCCUUUUAAAUCAGGUCUUGUUAUACAUCAAAGAACUCACACAGGAGAGAAGCCAUUUCCAUGUUCAGAAUGUGGAAAAUGUUUUACUCAAAAAUCAUAUCUUGUUGAACAUCAGAGAACUCACACAGGAGAGAAGCCAUUUCCAUGUUCAGAAUGUGGAAAAUGUUAUACUCAAAAAUCAUAUCUUGUUGAACAUCAGAGAACUCACACAGGAGAGAAGCCAUUUCUAUGUUCAGAAUGUGGAAAAUGUUUUACUCAAAAAUCAUAUCUUGUUGAACAUCAGAGAACUCACACAGGAGAGAAGCCAUUUCCAUGUUCACAAUGUGGAAAAUGCUUUACUUGUAAAUCAAAACUUGUUAGACAUCAGAGAACUCACACUGGAGAGAAGCCAUUUCCAUGUUCAGAAUGUGGAAAAUGUUUUACUGCGAAAUCAAGUCUUGUUAAUCAUCAAAGAACUCACACAGGAGAGAAGCCAUUUUCAUGUUCAGAAUGUGGAAAGUGUUUUUCUAAGAGAUCAAGUCUUGUUUAUCAUCAAAAAACUCACACAGGGGAGAAGCCAUUUUUAUGUUCAGAAUGUGGAAAGUGUUUUAUUGAGAAAUCAAUUCUUGUUCAUCAUCAAAAAACUCACACAGGGGAGAAGCCAUUUCCAUGUUUAGAAUGUGGAAAAUGUUUUACUAUUAAAUCGAGUCUUGUUUAUCAUCAAAGAACUCACACAGGAGAGAAGCCAUUUUCAUGUUCAGAAUGUGGAAAAUGUUUUACUCAUAAAUCAGAUCUUGUUAAACAUGAAAGAACUCACACAGGACAGAAGCCAUUUUCAUGCUCAGAAUGUGGGAAAUGUUUUACUGAGAGAAAAACACUUAAAAGACAUCUAAGAAUUCACACAGGAGAGAAGCCAAUUCAGAGCAAUACAUGAUGCAGAUAUCACAUCUAUAUAUUAACCAUGUACAUAGGAUAUCUGACAUUUAUACAUAUAUCAUAUACUGCAGGGGUCUCAAACUGGCGGCCCUCCAGAUGUUGCAAAACUUCAACUCCCAGCAUGCCUGUGGGGGAAGUCAGCUUGUUAUAUGUUUUUAUAUAACCUUUUAUAAUAAUCCUUUAUAUGAUUAUACACCAUUUUGUAUAUCAUCAGCCAUGUUGUCUAUAGUCCACCAUCUUGUCUAUGUUCCUUCAUUAUGAACUGAGUGUGAACUUUACCAGAAUUAUAACCAGGAAACUUGUAAACAAGAACCACAACUGCUGAGCGUACAGAAAACUCCAAGGCUACUGAGUCUGAAGACGUUCACACUUCCCGUCCUUUCUCCUUACAGAUAAGACGCCUGUUUGUAACCAGGUAUCAUUGGGCAGUUUGCCGUCCUUUCAUCUUUGCCUAUAAGAAUUCUGCUGUAUGUAGUAAACGUCAGAAGACGCUGUAUACAGAUCCCAGUCUGUGUCAUUUCUUCCAAUCAGGCCUGAUUGAUAAAACAUUUCCAAUUUGGCCUCGAACAGCAAAUGUACCUGAAGGAAUUGGUUAAAUUCCUUAACAUGGCCGACAACGGUUAUCUGCAGCCAACGGCUGUCCGGGCAUGUCCUGGCAUGCUGGGAGUUAAAGUUAUACAACAUCUGGAGGGCCACCAGUUUCAGACCCCUGAUAUACUGCAUCUCCAAACUUGUUACCAAUUGUUAAUAAAAGUUUUCUUUCUUAUAUUAUUUAUUAUUCUUAU
Hyla sarda is the source of this 3216-nucleotide messenger RNA. Its product is annotated as zinc finger protein ZFP2-like. Gene Ontology annotation, biological process: regulation of transcription by RNA polymerase II. Gene Ontology annotation, cellular component: nucleus. Bases 237 to 2429 code for a protein of 730 amino acids. NCBI's taxonomy places the organism in Eukaryota, Metazoa, Chordata, Amphibia, Anura, Hylidae. The transcript has 7 exons. The record is from RefSeq and is a predicted model, not a curated record. Gene Ontology annotation, molecular function: DNA-binding transcription factor activity, RNA polymerase II-specific; RNA polymerase II cis-regulatory region sequence-specific DNA binding.